AUGUCAAGGAAUACGCGAAGAGGCAAAGGAAUAAGAGAGCAGAAAAGAGAUGACGCUGGGCUACAUGAACCGUCGAAUAUUCUAAAUUCGAUGCUGAAGUCUUUAGACUUGACUUUUGAGAAUGACAUAGGUUUACUGAACGGUAAAUACGUGAGGUCGGUUCCUGAGAAACCGGUUUUGCAAACAACUAAAGAUCAACUAGAAAAUCUAGGAAAAUGUUUGGAGAAAAUUGCAGCUAGUGAUCAAGAGAAUUUAGACCUAAUCAAGGAAAUGCGGGAAGAUAUAAUAAGGCUCGAAGAUGAGAAACAAAAAGAGAAGGAGGAAGCAGAAGCUGCAACAAACCUUGCAGCCCAGAACGCAGAAAAUGAUUCAAUUAAUAAAAAACUUGAUGAAUCUAGCGAAGUCGUAUCGGAUAAAAGAUCAAUUACAGAAGAGAACGAGGAGACAGACAAAAGGCCACAAGAUACUAUUGAAGAAGCGGAAGUUUUAUCAUCAGAUGGUCACAUAUCAAAGAAAGCAAAGCUAGAUAUUGAUAAAAUGGAAAAUGAUCCUAACAUUAGAAACCCCAAGUCUGAAUUUGUAGUAUCUCAAACGUUACCUGCUGCUGCAAUGAGAUUAGGUUUGUUUCAAGAGGAGGGUCUUGAAGCUACUGGUGAGGAAUAUUUGAAAAAGAAAUACGGGGUAGUAAGCUAUCCUACAAAUGACUUAAAGGAACUUCUACCCGGUGAGCUGCCUGAUAUGGAUUUCUCGAAACCUAAACCCACAAACCAAAUUCAGUUUAAUACUUUUCUCUCAUCCAUCGAGGCCUUUUACAGAGAAUUCAAUGAUGACGAUAUCAAAUUCCUUCAAAACAAAUUCAUCAUGCCACAAAAUUUGCAGUUUGUGAAAUCUUAUGACCCCGAAGUGACUCCAUACACAAUUCCUAAAUUAGGACCACUAUACACAGACGUGUGGUUGAAAGAAGACAAUAAUCAAAACAUUGCGAAUCUGACUCCUCCACCUAUCAGUGAUCCUAUUAGUAUCUUGCCUAAGAAAUCAGGGAAUGACAUUUCGGAUGGUGUACUUGACAAUGAAGAAGUGUCUUGUGGCCCGCUAGUCUCAAGGCUUUUGAGUGCUAUACUGAAGGAUGAUGAUAUUAUAGCUCCUAAGGAAGAAUUACCGACAAACCCCACACUCGAUUCAUCAGUAUCAACACCAGUAAGUGAGCUUGAACAUGUUACCCCAUCAUCCUCCUCGUCAUACGGGAUAUUCAAACAACAUGGAGCGAUUGCAAACAAUUCCAAUAUUGAUUAUGUUUCUUUUGAGGAACGCUUGAAAAGGGAAUUAAAGUAUGUUGGUAUAUAUAUGAAUCUACCGAGAGAAGAAGGAAAAACACGUGAAGACCCGGAUUGGUUGACCGGAAGGGAAGAUGAUGAGAUUAGUGCUGAACUAAGAGAGCUGCAGAGUACACUACGUCAAGUGACUACUAAGAAUACCAAAAGAAAGGCAAUGCUUCUACCGUUAUUGGAGAGGAUGCUCGCAUGGCAAGAGUACUGUACCAUAUUGGACAAUCUUGAUAAGCAAGUUGACCAAGCAUAUAUCAAACGUAUUCGUGCGCCGAAAAAUAAGAAAAAGAGGCAAUAUACACCUGGGCCGGAUUCAUUAGCAACCGGAUCAACAUCUCAGGCAGCUAUUCAGGCAGCUCACCAACAAGCCGCUAACUCGAGUCUAAAAUCUUUGUUGGAUAAGAGACAAAGAUGGAUAAGCAAGAUUGGUCCUUUGUUUGACAAACCGGAAGUCAUGAAGCGUAUUCCAAGAGAUAGCGUAUUCAAGGAUAUAGACCAAGAUGAGGAAGAAGAAGAAGCAGAUGUGUUCAGCAAUAAUGCCAACGGGAAGGAAGAAGAAUUAAAUGAAACUCUACAAAAUAAAGAAGAAUAA
Messenger RNA from Kluyveromyces lactis, 1917 nucleotides. It is a transcript of the gene NGG1, whose product is annotated as histone acetyltransferase NGG1. Gene Ontology annotation, molecular function: transcription coactivator activity. Gene Ontology annotation, biological process: regulation of transcription by RNA polymerase II. Bases 1 to 1917 code for a protein of 638 amino acids. Gene Ontology annotation, cellular component: SAGA complex. The transcript has a single exon. Lineage: Eukaryota; Fungi; Ascomycota; Saccharomycetes; Saccharomycetales; Saccharomycetaceae. The record is from RefSeq and is a predicted model, not a curated record.